Messenger RNA from Salvelinus fontinalis (brook trout), 1947 nucleotides. RefSeq lists its product as uncharacterized. The coding region runs from base 1 to 1947 and encodes 648 amino acids. The record is from RefSeq and is a predicted model, not a curated record. The transcript has 3 exons. NCBI's taxonomy places the organism in Eukaryota, Metazoa, Chordata, Actinopteri, Salmoniformes, Salmonidae.
AUGAACGAAUGGAUACUUGAACCUGUGGACCAUCGCCCCCACAACCCCUUACCCCCUUACCCCCUUACCCUCACAACCCCACAACCCCUUACCCCCUUACCCCCAGAACCCCUUACCCCCGCAACCCCGACAACCCCUUACCCCCACAACCUCUUACCCCCAGAACCCCUUACCCCCUUACCCCGACAACCCCUUACCCCCUUACCCCCACAACCCCUUACCCCCUUACCCCCACAACCCCUUACCCCCUUACCCCCACAACCCCUUACCCCCUUACCCCCAAAGCCCCCACAUCCCCCAGAACCCCUUACCACCGCAGCCCCCACAACCCCUUACCCCCACAGCCCCCACAACCCCUUACCCCCUUACCCCCACAACCCCUUACCCCCUUACCCCCACAACCCCUUACCCCCUUACCCCCGCAGCCCCCGCAGCCCCCACAACCCCUUACCCCCUUACCCCCACAACCCCUUACCCCCUUACCCCCACAGCUCCCACAUCCCCCAGAACCCCUUACCCCCGCAGCCCCCACAGCCCCGUACCCCCGCAGCCCCCACAGCCCCCACAAUCCCUUACCCCCACAGCCCCCACAACCCCUUACCCCCACAGCCCCCACAACCCCUUACCCCCUUACCCCGACAACCCCUUACCCCCUUACCCCCACAACCCCUUACCCCCGCAGCCCCCACAACCCCUUACUCCCUUACCCCCACGACCCCUUACCCCCUUACCCCCGCAGCCCCCACAACCCCUUACCCCCACAACCCCUUACCCCCUUACCCCCGCAGCCCCAACAACCCCUUACCCCCUUACCCCCACAACCCCUUACCCCCUUACCCCCACAGCUCCUACAUCUCCCAGAACCCCUUACCACCGCAGCCCCCACAACCCCUUACCACCGCAGCCCCCACAACCCCUUACCCCCGCAGCCCCCACAAUCCCUUACCCCCACAACCCCUUACCCCCGCAGCCCCCACAAUCCCUUAUCCCCACAACCCCUUACCCCCGCAGCCCCCACAAUCCCUUACCUCCUUAACCCCUUACCCCCACAGCCCCCACAACCCCUUACCCCCACAGCCCCUUGCCCCCUUACCCCCACAACCCCCUUACCCCCACAGCCCCCACAACCCCUUACCCCCGCAGCCCCCACAGCCCCGUACCCCCGCAGCCCCCACAGCCCCCACAAUCCCUUACCCCCACAGCCCCCACAACCCCUUACCACCGCAGCCCCCACAACCCCUUACCCCCGCAGCCCCCACAACCCCUUACUCCCUUACCCCACAACCCCUUACCCCCUUACCCCCACAACCCCUUACCCCCUUACCCCCACAGCCCCCACAUCCCCCACAACCUCUUACCCCCACAGCCCCCGCAGCCCCCACAGCCCCGUACCCCCGCAGCCCCCACAACAUCUUACCUCCGCAGCCCCCACAACCCCUUACCCCCAUAGCCCCCAUAGCCCCCACAACCCCUUACCCCCACAGCCCCCACAACCCCUUACCCCCUUACCCCCACACCCCGUUACCCCCACAGCCCCCACAACCCCUUACCCCCUUACCCCCACAACCCCUUACCACCGCAGCCCCACAAAUCAAAUCAAAUCCCCCAACACCCCUUUACCCCCACAGCCCCCAACACCCCUUUACCCCCACAGCCCCCAACACCCCCUUACCCCCGCAGCCCCCAACACCCCCUUACACCCGCAGCCCCCACACCCCCUUACCCCCGCAGCCCCCACACCCCCUUACCCCCACAGCCCCCAACACCCCUUACCCCCGCAGCCCCCAACACCCCCUUACCCCCGCAGCCCCCAACACCCCCGUACCCCCGCAUCCCCCAACACCCCCUUACCCCCACAGCCCCCAACACCCCCUUACCCUGCAGCCCCCAACACCCCCUUACCCCCACAGCCCCCAACACCCCUUACCCAGAUGGCUGUGCUACUGA